AUGCGUCACUAUCAGCUCACAGAUUGCGAGGAUGACAUUGUUGACAUUGUCUUGAGAAUCAAGCACGGUAAUUUCACCUGUUCGGAAAUGUCAUUUAGGAUGUCUACUCGUCUGCUGGCACGGUACCUGACUUGCUCAUCAACUACAGCUAUACGAACAUUUGCCACCCACAGCCCUCGGAUGCUUCUCAAACCUGCUGAACCACCAUUAUCAACCAACCUGCCUAGAGAUGCCUUCCAACUCCUAUCGACAGCAGAAAAAGCAGGCACUUUUGAAGACGCUUUAUAUGAACAGCAGAUCCGAGACGUAAAAGCAUGGUGGGCAAGCGAACGGUUUGACGGGGUCAAGCGGCCCUAUUCGGCGGCUGAUAUUGUGACCAAGCGAGGAUCGUUACAGCAGAUAUACCCCAGUUCCUUGAUGGCGCGGAAACUGCUUGACUUACUGAAUGAACGGGCGGCAGAGGGACUGCCUCUGCAUACAAUGGGUACAAUUGAUCCCGUGCAAAUGACACAACAAGCACAGCACCAAGAGGCCUUGUAUGUCUCAGGAUGGGCAUGUUCUUCCCUGCUAACGAGCACAAAUGAAGUCUCCCCAGACAUGGGCGACUAUCCCUACAACACCGUACCGAACCAGGUGCAACGAUUGAUGAACGCGCAGAAGAUGCAUGACCGGAAACAGUGGGACGAGCGCAGACAGUUAACCUCUGAUCAACGGAGAAACACACCAUACGUUGACUUCUUACGGCCGAUUCUUGCUGACGGCGAUACUGGGCACGGUGGCAUAACCGCUGUCAUGAAACUAGCUAAGCUAUUUGCCGAAUACGGCGCAGCAGCAGUCCACUUCGAAGACCAACUCCAGGGAGGCAAGCAAUGUGGCCAUCUAUCCGGAAAAGUGCUUGUCCCUAUGAGGGAGCAUAUAAAGCGGCUGGUAGCAGCCCGGUUUCAGUGGGAUAUGAUGGGCACGGAGAACCUGCUCAUCGCUCGGACGGAUUCGCAGAGCGGUAGCCUCAUCUCCAGCACAGUCGAUGGUCGUGAUCAUGAGUUUAUCUUGGGUGUGAUGAUGAAUGAAGGGGAAGUAGAGCCUUUGGCAGAGACUCUUCAGGAGAUGGAGAGGCAAGGGGCUGCACCAGUGGAAAUAGACGCCUUUGAAGCUGAUUGGAUUCAUGCGCAUAGACUUGUUACGUUUGAUGAAGCUGCCAAUGCCCAUUUCGAAACCCAGGGAACGUCACCAGCCAUUCGACAAGAAUACCACCGGCAAGUGCAAGAGAGCCCAGAUAUAUCGUUAUCCCAAAGGCAAAAACUAGCCGAAGGAUGCGCCAAAUCACCAGUGAAAUGGUCUUGUGAUAUUCCCCGCACCCGGGAGGGCUAUUACCACUACCGUGCUGGUCUUCCGGCAGCAAUCAAACGAGCCAGGGAGUAUGCACCAUAUGCCGACCUCCUCUGGGUCGAGACAAGUAGCCCAAGCCUAGAUGAAGCAGCACAAGUCGCUAGUAAUGUACACGCAGUAUAUCCUGGGAAGAAACUCGUGUACAAUCUGAGUCCGUCCUUUAAUUGGCUAGGGCAGGGGUUUACGGAUGAGUCCUUGAAAUCUUUUGUCUGGGAUCUUGCGAAACUCGGAUUCGUCUUGCAGUUAGUUUCCCUGGCUGGACUACACUCCACGGCAACCAUUACUACUGAGCUUUCGCGCGCAUUCAAGGACGAGGGUAUGCUUGCGUAUGUCCGCUUGAUUCAGGCGCGGGAGAAAGAGCUCGGGGUGGAAGUUCUUACGCAUCAGAAAUGGAGCGGUGCUACUUAUAUGGACGGGAUCUUGGGUGCCAUUCAAAGUGGGAGUAGUAGCAAUAGGGGUAUGGGUGAGGGGAACACAGAAGCAGGUGAGUUAUCUACCUGGUAUUCAGAUUAG
Messenger RNA from Aspergillus chevalieri, 1899 nucleotides. RefSeq lists its product as uncharacterized. NCBI's taxonomy places the organism in Eukaryota, Fungi, Ascomycota, Eurotiomycetes, Eurotiales, Aspergillaceae. Gene Ontology annotation, molecular function: isocitrate lyase activity; methylisocitrate lyase activity. The transcript is spliced from 5 exons. The record is from RefSeq and is a predicted model, not a curated record. The coding region runs from base 1 to 1899 and encodes 632 amino acids. Gene Ontology annotation, cellular component: mitochondrial matrix.